Messenger RNA from Owenia fusiformis, 4151 nucleotides. NCBI's taxonomy places the organism in Eukaryota, Metazoa, Annelida, Polychaeta, Sabellida, Oweniidae. The record is from the annotation of a GenBank genome assembly.
AUAUUUUUCGUCUCAAUCAUGGCGACCGCGAAUUUACAAAUUUCUCCACUUUGAUUGGAUUUUGCGUCGCCUCCCAUUAUUAAGGGGCGUAACCAUACAAAUCCGUUGCUUAAGAAUGCCUUCCGGAAGGAACAAGGAUAGGAAAGAAGACACUUGGAAAGAAUCAGAUUUAAAGAAAUCUAUUAAGGAAGCCAAUGAUGAGAAGCCACAUAAAAAGCACCGGGACAAGGACAGGGAGAGGGAACAUCGCAAGAAAGACCGCCACAAUGAGGAUAUAAAUGGUGAAGAUAAAGAAAAGAAACAUAGAAGGAGAAAAGAUGAGAAUGAGGGGGGCAGUAGGGAGAGGAGGCAUAAAGAGCGGAGAGAAAGGCAUGAUGAAAAUGGGGAUGAUGACAGAGAAAGGAGACAUAGAAGAUCUAAAGAUGCUGAAGAGGAUGAUGAUGAAAGGAGGAAGAGGAAAGAAGAGAGACGUAAGAGAAAGGAAGAAGAUGGUGAUAGGGAUAAGGACAAAGAGAGAAGACGUCGGAAGGAAAAUGAAGAGAAUGGAGAUGACAGAGAACAUAGAAGACGUAAAAAGGAGAAUGAUGGUGAUGAUGAUAAAGAGAGGAGGAGACGCCAUAGAGAUAAAGAAAAUGAUGAUAGAGAUGAUGAUAAAGAGAGAAGACGACGACAUAGAGAUAAAGAAAACGAUGAUGGAGAUGAUGAUAGAAGAAGGAGGCAUCGUGAAAAAGAUGAGGAGGGAGAUGAUAAGGAAAGGAGGAGACGUCACAGAGAUAAGGAGAAUGAAACGGAGGAGGAGAGAGAGAAAAGGAGAGAGAGAAGGAAACAUAGGGAAGAUGAGGAUGAUGAUGAGAGGAGGAUGCGAAAGGAAGAGAAAAGGAGGAACAAAGAUGGAGAGGAUGACAAGGAUAAAGAGAGGAAACAUAGGAGAGACAGAGAUAAUGAUGAUGAAAGAAAGCAUAGGAAGCACAGAGAUGAAGAAGAUGAUGGCGAUAGAGAGAGACGAAGAGCAGAAAGAAAGGAGAGGAAGAAGAGAGAAGAGAGUCAGAAUAUAGGGGACCAGGAAGUCUCUGAAAAGUCAGGGAAGCACAGAGAUAGGGACAAGAAGUCAAGGAAAGAUGAGGGAUCAAGGAAAUCUGAUGUAACAUUUAAAGCUGCUUCUAAACACUCGGAAGAUGCUGCUGAGAUUGAGCACUAUGAACCUCCUACUCCAGUACAGUCAGACACAGUGGUCAAUAUGGGCAGCAAUGAUGCUAACGAAGAUGAAUAUAAUUACGAUGAUGACUUUGAGGAUUAUGAGGAUGAUUUUGAGGAUGAUGAUGAUAAUGAACAAAAGGGUAGUGGUGUGACUUUGUCUCGGAGCUCAGAAACUAAAUCCCCAGGCUACUAUAAGUCAUUUGGAUGGGAUGCGAGCGCAGCUUCAAAUUCAGAGAUGGACGAGAUCAUGAAAGCCAUGAAUGAAGAAAAUGACAGAUUGAUGUCAGAAUCUCGGAAAAGUAACUGGUCUGAUUCAACUGAUGUUUCUGAUGAACGAAAAAUCUCAAGACCUACAACGGGUCACAGUCGGACAUUUAUCAACUUUGUUUCUGCCAAGCAGAGACAAAUUAGCCAAAAAGUAGCAAAUAAAACCAAAAAGCGGAGCGAGGAAUUAAGUGCCAUGAUUGAUCUAGAUGUAGCUGGUUUUGAGAUGUUUGAUAUGCCCCCUGUAAAGGAAUAUGAGCUUUACAUGAGAAGUUUUGGCAGGUCUAAUACCACACAGGCUUACAUCCAGACAGGGGAUGAUGAUGUUGAUCGUGAGAUUCAAACAGAGGAGAUUGACACCAGAGACAAGUGGAGUCAACAUCCUGGGGAGGGAACAAAAUCUUCUGGGGGGGCAGAAGGGGAAGUGGGAGCAGAUAAUGAGGAAGAGAAAGAAAAACCAGUAGAUGUUCAGAGUCUUGGUAAAUUCCUGGCUAAAGCAGGUCAGGCGAUAAGUGUGCUAUUGGAGGAGCAAUCUGCAUUGGACCAUCAACUCCAGGCAUCAGAAAGUAGAUCCAACAUUCCAUUUAGUGACAGCUACACCAUACUUGGCAAUACUCCAUUUUUACAAGGUAGACAAGUAAUACAUAGUCAAUUUGCAACUAUGCAGAGCAAUCUAUUCCUUGCUGUAUAUAGUCGACCAAAACAGGUUUCCCCUGGAGAUAUUUUAUCAAACAAAGGCCUGGUGUGUUUGUGGAAUAUACAUGAACCAUCAGCACCUCAAAAAAUUCUGGCCUGUGAGUCACAACCAACCUGCUGCUGUUUUAGUCCCAACAAAGCCCAUCUGGCUUUUGCUGGAAUGAGUGAUGGUUCUCUUGUUGUGUGGGACCUGAGGGAGAACCCAUCCCUACAUAAGCACAUCACACUGGCAGACAAAGAGUGGCUUGUUAGAUAUCCAACAUAUAGUACAGCUGGAAUAUUGCAGUAUGAUAACCACAACAGUGCAGUGACAUCUAUAUUGCCUGUGAUCUCACCACAGGACAAGGUCUCAAAAGGCAGUCAUGCAAGUGACAGUGAUGGACUGGGGUCAGGUCUUUCCUUUCAACUAGCCAGUAUGGAGGAGCAGGCGGUCCUGAAUCUAUGGGUUGUUGCUGAGAUUGUAACUGCUGAUGAGGCAGGGUCUGAGUCUGACCUGGGGCUGGCACCUGGAGGAAGAAUCAAACUGCUCAAGAGCUCAGCUGUACAUUUAGAAAACCCUGUAAAGACAUUUAAAGCAUCACUGAGGGCAUAUGAAAUGCAACUCUUGCCCUCUGAUCCAAGUCACUUCUAUGUUGGCACAGAUUCUGGCUAUGUGGUGCAUGGAGUGAGAUAUGGAGGCAAGGCACCCCCUAAAGGUUAUAAACCAGAAAUAGAAGCUCCUGUUGAAGUGUUCUGUCUGGACUUCAAUCCAUUCUCCUUCCCAAUCUUUCUGGCUGGCUGUGCAGAUGGUAGUAUACGCCUACACAACAUACAUUCAGAAAAUGCUGCAAUAUGCUGGGCAGACUCAACAGAGGGGAGGUCUAUUGUGUCUGUCCACUGGUCACGGAGCAGGCCUUCUAUGUUCUAUGCAGUUGAUACUGACUCUAUGAUUUAUGCCUGGGACCUCCUAAUGGACGAUGCCUGUCCUAUACAAGUACAUGAGAUAUCUGAUGGAUUAACAUCAGUGUGUCUCUGCAAUGAUCAUAAAGCAACCAAUAAAGUGAGUCCAGGCCAAAAGCCUCAAAUGGCUUUAUGCAGAUCUGAGGGUAACGUUGAGAUACACAGCUUUAAGCAGGAAUUCUCAGCUCAGGGGACUGAUGAAUUGACCACGUUCCAAAACUACUUAGACAGGAUUAUAUGACUUUGAGUUUAGAUAUAUGAGGUUGGGCUCGAUUACAUGAGAUUUAUUGGAAUAAUUUGAACUUCAUGUAUCAAUCAAGGUGUAGUUCGCUGUCGCAGUAGUUACCAGAUGAAUUGUGGCCUACAGAUGACCUUAAUACUCAAACCACAUGCAGGGUGACUUGCCCCUAAUCCAAGUCAUAAAUUCUUGCAUUUACUGUGCCAAGUGGUUCUUGGUCUCAAGCCGAAAUAGUCAUUGCAUUUGAUAUUGUGACAUUUUAAGGAUGGCACAAUAACAACUUUACAUUGUAUUCCAUCCAGGCAUGAUUUACUCUGCACAUCCGUCCAAACAUUCUUUGACUGACCAUUAGGCCUAUAUGUAUAUGUUAGGAGUAUUACUUUAUGAUUUUUGUUUCAAAAAUUGAAUGAUGAAUCACUAUUGGGUCUACAUGUAAAAAUCUUGAUAUAAUUUUCACAAACUUUGUAUUAUAUACUUUACAAGCAGAAUGAACACCUUGUUUCUAACUAAAAACAUAUGUGUAAACUGUGAUAUCUAAUUGCAUGAACGGGCUGACUCGAUACUUUGUCAUAAUAAAGUCAUCUUUCACUCAUUUAUGUAAAAACUAUUUACAGAUUUACAUUGAUCUACGUACAUGUAUUUUUAAUUCGAUGGUUGUUUCAACCUAAAAACAAAUGUGAGCAAAAUUAGGGAUGUACGCCAUCUUAAUAAUUAUUCAACAGGCUACAAAAGAUCUCAUUCUUUACAAAAUAAAAGAUAUAUUUAUAUUGAGGAACAAUCAUACAGGGUGUCCAAAAAACAGGACUGUAAGAAAGUU